Molecule: messenger RNA, 573 nt
Organism: Paramecium tetraurelia
Lineage: Eukaryota; Ciliophora; Oligohymenophorea; Peniculida; Parameciidae
Exons: 2
Source: RefSeq, a predicted model, not a curated record
AUGAGAAUAGGUCCAAUAAAGAUAAAACUUAAACCAUUACUUGUUUAUACCCCAAUUAUAUUUGCUCCAUUGGCUCUUUUUAAUUGGUAUGAAUAUAGAAAAUUGAACCUUGAGUUUAAGCACAAGGAAGAUGAAAUAGUUCUCCAAGCUCAAUUAAAAGCAAAUAAAAUAUCUGAUAAAUCAUUUCCAACUGUGUAUUUUGAUCCUUAUAAUCAAUUUUUUAUGGAGAUGGAGGAUUUAUAGGGCCAAAUAAAAAUAUUUGUAUUUUCUGAUUAAUCAACAUAUAAAAGGAUGCAUUCGACUUUGUAAAGCCAUCUUAGUAGAUUUCAAGCAAAUUACUUCAACAUUGUUGCCCAGAAACAAUUUGAUUCUAACUUAGGAGUAGGCAAUUAAAAAUCAACUCAAAUACUUACAAUUGAAAACCAGAUUGAAAAUUAAGUGAUAGUUACAUAUAACAAUGAGAUUAUAUUUUCUGAUAAGUUAUUGGAGAGAAAUGAUAAAUAAGUGUAAGUAAUUGAAAGAUAGAUUUCAAAGAUGAUUGAAAAGGAAUUUUUGAGUAAAAUAAAAUUUUGA